UUUUACAUUAACCAACAUGGCGUCAUGCAGCAGAACGCAGGUGAUCUCCUUGUACAGGAUGCUUAUAAAAGAGAGCAAGAAAUUCCCCUCUUACAAUUACAGAACAUAUGCCCUGCGCAGGGUAAAGGAUAGCUUCAGGGAGAAUCUCCAUGUUGACAACCCAAAAACUCUGGAUAUGCUGCUCAACCAGGCCAGAGAGAACCUUGCUGUCAUCAGGAGACAGGUGUCCAUUGGACAGAUGUACACUACUCAGAGGACCAUUGUUGAGGAAACUGGAGUGCACAGAGACCUCUGAGUUUGUAGUGGUGUUGUUGUGAUUGUUGUUAUCAUAGCAUGUCUUGGGCCACAUUUUGGACAGUUAAAGUCACAUUUUGCUAUGGUAACAGCACUGAGGAAAGACUUUAGUCCCAGAAAGCACUCACACCAGACAACAUUUCUCUCUGAUGUAUUGAAAUGUAUGACCUCUUUUUAAAACUCUUAACUCAUGUUAUCAUUUAUAUGUAUUUGUAACAGCUUGUAGUGAUAUGUAAUACCCUUUUGUUGCAAUGAUGGCAGUAUCUCAAUUAAACAGUAAUAUAUGAAGUAUGUAGUUUUUAGAGUUUGGCCCGGAUGUUUUUUUAUAAUACUAUUUUAUAAUUUCACAUGAUUUACUCUCAAUGUUUAAAUUUCACUAGUUCUGGUGUCUAAGCCACAGAUUCUUAUAAAUUCAUGCUCGUUGAGUCGAGCCUUGAUGAUCACA
Salvelinus namaycush (lake trout) is the source of this 739-nucleotide messenger RNA. It is a transcript of the gene lyrm4a, whose product is annotated as LYR motif containing 4. The transcript has 3 exons. Gene Ontology annotation, cellular component: mitochondrion; L-cysteine desulfurase complex. The record is from RefSeq and is a predicted model, not a curated record. Gene Ontology annotation, biological process: iron-sulfur cluster assembly. NCBI's taxonomy places the organism in Eukaryota, Metazoa, Chordata, Actinopteri, Salmoniformes, Salmonidae. The coding region runs from base 17 to 295 and encodes 92 amino acids.